UGCUGUGGCAAAAGCACGAGAACAGAUAAAAGUGAAACCUUGUCCAAUAGAGACUUAGGGUAUAUAAUCCUGUAAGUCAGUUGUUGUAUUUAUAAAUUAAAACGUCACAGUUUUCUAACGAGAUCAUCAAGAAGCUGGAGAUGGAUUCGUACGAAAGUGUUCUUUUGGUCAAGAAUGAAGUGUUCGUUUUCAAGAUCCCACCGCUUACAACGAAUCGAGGCCAUAAAGCCGCCGAUUGGAAUUUGGCAGACCCUCAAUGGACUGGAAGGAUGCGCCUAGUCGCCAAAGACAAAGAGUGUUUUAUCAAACUUGAGGACAAAGCAUCUGGAGAACUUUUCGCGAAGUGUCCAAUCGACAAGUAUCCAGGAGUGGCUAUAGAACCCGUGUCCGACUCGUCUCGUUAUUUCGUCCUCAGAAUCCAGGAUGACAACGGAAGAUCUGCUUUUAUCGGUGUUGGAUUUUCUGAUCGCUCAGACAGUUUUGAUUUGAAUGUUGCUCUGCAGGAUCAUUUUAAUUGGUUGAAGAAGUCAGAAGAAAUUGAAAAAGAGAAAGACGUACCUAAACCUGAACUUGAUUUAAGAUUUAAGGAAGGUGAAACAAUUAAAAUAAAUAUGAAAAUAACGAAAAAAGACGGCUCGGAGAGUACAAGUAAGCCAAAAGCUCGAGUCGGAGGAUCCGGUCUCCUCCCGCCGCCUCCAGGCGGAGUGAAAAUCGCGCCACCUCCAGCCCCGUCAGUCAACUCUUCCCCAUCUCAUGGUGUACCGAGCACCAAGCCUGAAUCAUGGGGAGAUUUUGCUUCUGCUACUAAUUCUGGGGAAGCAACUACACCAAAUAAUCCCAACUGGGUGCAGUUUUAAUGGUUCAAAAGGAUUGUUUAUCGUUGAAUAGACUGUUAUAUAUAUUGUUUAAUUCCCAAUUAUUUGUUAAUAAUAAUUUUUGUGUGAUAACUAAGAGACGUUAUUAUUUGGAAUUAAUAAUUAAUUGAAUUUUAUAUUAUUCAUCAGAGGCAAAUUAUCAUUCAUUUAAACACUUGUUUAUUUUUAUAUCAAAAUGUAUUAUUUAUUGCAGAAAAAAAAUUAUACUUUUAUACAAAUUAUUAUUAUUACGAUUAUUUAUCACACAAGUUGUAAAGUAAUUAAUUACUUAAUAUAUUUUUUUAUAUAUUAAACUGUUAAAUCACUAUUUUCUAAAAAUAGUGCCCUGCAUCUGUAGUGUAAAAAUGAUCGCUACUUUUAAAGUAAUUGGUAUAAAUUUGUUAUUGUAUUAAAGCAAGAAGAAAAUUGAGACUUCUUUGAAUAGUAAUAUGUGUAAAUUUUGUGAUAAUCUCUUCAUUUUAUAUGGAAAGUAAGAAAAAAAAACUUGUUGCAAUUGUGGAUUUAAAUUUGUACGUAUAUGCGUGUGUACAGUUCUACACAUUUCAAUAAUUAUAUUUGUAUAUUAGGACAGAUUAUUUUGUAUUGUUUUCUAUUUCAUUAAAACAAAUGUUUACGUACAAACAACUACUCGAAUAUGUUUGUCUUACAAUCAUAGUUUAUUUAAACGUUUUAACAUACCAAAGAAAAAUUGUUUGAGUAAACUUGUAGGUGAUAUGUAAAAUGAAACUAUUUUAUAAUGGUAUAAUCUCAAAUGUAUUCCUUGAUUAGAAUUGUAAAAUCAUUCCAGGAUAUUGAAAUUAUUGAUCUAUAUAAUUUAUUACCACUAUUGAAGAAAAUAAUAAAAACUAGUUUAACACAAA
Messenger RNA from Cimex lectularius (bed bug), 1735 nucleotides. Its product is annotated as NECAP-like protein CG9132. The record is from RefSeq and is a predicted model, not a curated record. Gene Ontology annotation, biological process: endocytosis. Gene Ontology annotation, cellular component: clathrin vesicle coat; membrane. Lineage: Eukaryota; Metazoa; Arthropoda; Insecta; Hemiptera; Cimicidae. The transcript has 5 exons. Bases 141 to 857 code for a protein of 238 amino acids.